This is a messenger RNA of Drosophila eugracilis, 2352 nucleotides long. It is a transcript of the gene spz, whose product is annotated as protein spaetzle. Gene Ontology annotation, biological process: regulation of Toll signaling pathway; central nervous system formation; innate immune response. The transcript has 7 exons. The record is from RefSeq and is a predicted model, not a curated record. Gene Ontology annotation, molecular function: growth factor activity; Toll binding. Lineage: Eukaryota; Metazoa; Arthropoda; Insecta; Diptera; Drosophilidae. Gene Ontology annotation, cellular component: extracellular region. The coding region runs from base 825 to 1922 and encodes 365 amino acids.
UCGGUCUCUUGGUUCCACUUUUCAGUUGCCUCCCAGACGUUCGCUCUCGCUGUCGUGUGUUCUCGAUCGCGAGAAAUCGAAAACGAAAUUGAAUUUAGUUAAUGCCCCUGGAUCUCCGGGAGAUAUGGUGAAACUCUGCGAUCUGAUCGGAAAAUCCCAGCGCGCGUCGCCAUAAAACUUAAGAUCAGUGGUAUACGGUUUCGGUUCCAUAAAAGCGCAGGCCCCACACGAUUUUCGAAUCAUUCAAAGCCGGCGCAUAGAACCGAAAAGUUCGAGAUCGCAGUAAUAAUUUUUGUUUGGGAUUACCAACUUGGAUAAAUACUAUAAAAUCGAAACUAAAAUCAAGGCAUUUCAUCAAAGCCCUGGCCAAAAACGGUUCCACUAAAGCGGCGAGAGCGAAUCUAAAGUGAAAAGCAAACCGACUAAUUGAAGUGUCUGUCUGUGUCUCGCAAACGUGCAAAGGAAACAAACAAAACGGAAUAGGCAACAUAUCACAAAGAGCCACCGCACAAAAUAUUUAUAAAUAAAUAGCCACCGACGACAACUAAGGCAACAGUAAUAACAAAAGCCCGGCAUUAACAUUUAGUCGUGCCAGUUUGUUUAUUUUUUAUAUACGCAAAGCUCAUAAAAAACAACAGUCUUAGAUCGACAACAACAACGGCGAUAUAACAACAAAGUUGUAGCAAUAAGAAAAUUGGCAUAAGCUAAGCCUCCACCGAUCUGCCAAUCUCCUGCUGUUUAUUAAUAUUAAUACCCGACGCAGACGUUAGCCGUCCAUAGAAUAUAUCUAGCUAUAUACCCAACUGAAUACCUCGAUAUCAGACAUGAUGACGCCCAUGUGGAUAGCCCUGUUCAAAGUUCUGGUCCUGAUCUUCGCCCUAUUUACCACGAUAGUUUGUAUCAAUGUCGAAAUAAAGAAGCGACGCGAGGCCGAGGUGAAGGCAGCGAAAGCAGAGGAACAUUUUAAGGCCCUUUUGGCUUGCACGAUGAGAUCGGAAUCAGGAAAGUCGGCAUGUAAUCAUUUCCAGUACGAGGCCAAGGAUUUUGAUGGUGUCAUCAACGAGAUUUUUACAAUAACCAAUGAUACAGGAGUUGUCCUUUUUAAUAAUACAACGACCGCGGACAGUGCACCCUUCAUGCCCAUACCCACCAAGCGCGCCGAUCCGCCCCAGAAACAGUCCCCAAUCCCCGAACCGAACCGCCAUUACCAUCAGUAUCACAGCCUGAACCAACCAGAUCAAUACUUCAAAGUGCAGCGCUCCCCGGACGGCAAGCUGAAUCUGGUCUUUAACGAUACAUUCGUCUCUUUGCAGGAGACAAGCACGGAGGUCCUAUCCGACCAGCCGCCUUCGCCGCGUCAUCCAUCGGACUCCUUUGUCUUCCCCGAUUCGCCCUUAGUCAAGACUCGGCCACCAACGACUCGGCCCCUGAAGAAUGUCACAAAAAGCCUUAGACCCUGUGGAAACGCUGUCAGUCAAGACUCAAAGACCUUCUGCUCGGAGGUGGACUACUAUCCGGAUUUGUCUGGCCUGAAACAGAAGCUGGAGAAUAACUUUUCCAAGUUCUUUUUCAACGACCUUCAGCCCACGGAAGUGAGCUCACGCUCGGAUGUCGCCGAAGAGCGGUUUUUCUGCAAGAGCACCAGAAGGCUUAUGUAUCCGAAAAAGGGCAUGAAAACGGAUAACACCUGGCAGUUGAUCGUUAAUAAUGACGACUACAAGCAGGCUAUUCAGAUCGAGGAGUGCGAAGAAGAGGGUCAACCUUGUGAUUAUGCCACUAACUUCCCUAACACGUAUAAGCCGUUCUGUAAACAGCUCUAUAUGCAGCAGAGCCUGGCCAGCAUUAAGAAUGAAGGUGAACUGGACGUGGUGCAGGAGAACUUUCUGAUUCCAUCCUGCUGCAAAUGUGCCCUGAAGACUUAAGGGACCUGCAGAUUGUGGUUUUACCAGUCAAUGGCUGCGAAAUUGUGAUUUUGAGCAUCAAGUUUCACCCACCACAGAAUGGCCGGCCAAACUGUCCUGGGGUCGUUGAUUUAUUUUGUAAUCUGUACUUUUGUAGUCCUCCCACGCACACAAAAUACGUUUGUAAUCUGCUCUUCAGUGCAGAAACCACACAUAGACUAAUUUGCAUAUAAAUUUAGAGUUUUAAAUCGAGUCACUGUAAACAUAUUCGUGUCAUAUAUUCGUUUUUGGCUUCCUCACCUAAUGUCUAAGCCAGAAAUGCAUGCAAUUAGUCCUAGAAACAAAACAAAAAAAAAAAAACACAAAAAAAGAAGCAAGAAAAAACUAUAUAAAACGUGUAUGUUAAAAAAAGAUAAUGUAUAAUAAAUGUAUGCAAGUACAUGCCAGCAAA